Coccomyxa subellipsoidea C-169 is the source of this 4431-nucleotide messenger RNA. RefSeq lists its product as hypothetical. The transcript has 34 exons. Bases 1 to 4431 code for a protein of 1476 amino acids. The record is from RefSeq and is a predicted model, not a curated record. Lineage: Eukaryota; Viridiplantae; Chlorophyta; Trebouxiophyceae; Coccomyxaceae.
AUGUCGGAGCUGGGCUUUGCCAGCAUUGCACCUUUCAUCCAGGCCAGCAGCCUCAAGCUGAAAAGAGCGCCGUCCGAUCAAGAUGGCGAGAUGCCGACGUCGCCGUUGGGUGAUGGGAUAUCUGAUCGCAUGCGCAGCUCUUCCAGCGGUUUCACUGCCCCUUCCAGCGGCGAGGUUCCCCCGGAGGUGGUCCCCCCAGUGGUGCGGCUGAGAGGGGGGUCCGAUGAGGCGGUUAGCAAGGCGUCAGGUGAGUGCGCUGAAUCGCACCCGGCGUGGGGCUCGCCCCUGGAGACGGGGCAGCUUGAUCCGGCGCGCGGGCAGCAGAUGCUGGAUGAGGUGGCGCGGCUGGCAGAGAACAACGCGGCGCUGCAGGACGAGGUGGAACGCCUCAAGACGGCCCUGGAGCCAAAAGAGGACGAGCUGGCCACGCUGCACGCUGUGAACGCUCGGCUGGCCGAGGAGAACGCAGAAUUAUCCGCUGCCGUGGAAGCCGCCGAACGCCGCGCGACGGACGCCGCCUCCUCCGCUGCCGACGAGCAGACCACCGCCACGCUCGCCGCAGCAGAGAUCACCGCGGCGCUGGCGGUUGCAGAGGAGGAGAUCCGCGCGCUGCGCGGCGACAAUGCCACGCUGGCAGGUGAGGUGGAGCAGAUGAACCGAGUGGCCAGCUACGUGGGCAGCCGAGUCGCCAAGGUGCUGGCGGGGGCACGGCGCGCGAACAACUACAAUGCGGCCCUUGUCGGGGAGUUGAAGCGAUGGAACAAGCGGCUUGAGGGGGAGAACACGCGGCUGUAUGCGGUGAUAGAUCGGCUGAACCUGCGCGGCAGCGACGCCUGCUCUGACACCUGCAGCCAGCUGUCAGACCCGCCGUCCGUAUACGGACACCGCGAGGACCAGGCGCGAGGCGACAGCGCGGUGCUUGUGCGGCGGCUGGAGGAGCAGAUAAAGAGCCUGCAGCGCGAAAUCAACCUCCCGCAGGAUGGCCUCGCGCAGCUGUCACCACCCAAGGACGCCUCUUCGCCCUCGCCGAGCAGCAGCAGCGAGGGCAGCAUGGCGGUCGUGCCCAAGGGGCAGGCGACUAUUGCGCGGCUGGGAAGCCCUAGGGUUGUCGCUAAUCUGGGGGAGAUACAGGCGGCCAACAGCAAAAUGGCCGAGGAGCUGGAGAAGGUCAAUUCCGACCUGGCGCAAGCCCUCAAGGGUCUCCAAGAGGCGGAGGAGGCUCGAGAGAAGGCGGCUGCAGCUGCGGCGGAGGCGGCAGCACUGGCGGGGCAGGCAAAGGCGCUUGGGAGAGAGGCCAAGAUUGGGCGCGAGCUCAGGGAUGAGAACUACCGCCUCGAGGAAGCCUUACAAAAGACGCAGCGCCAGGUGGCGGAGCUGGAGGAGGAGAUUGAGGGCCUCGAGGAGGAGCUCGAGCGCCAAUCGGCCGCCGCCGCCGAGGCCGACAAAGCGCGCGCGUCGCUCGGAGCCCUCAAUGCCGAAGCCGAGACACUGCGACAGCAGGCCGACAAAGCGCGCGCGUCGCUCGGAGCCCUCACUGCCGAAGCCGAGACAAUGCGGCAGCAGGCCGACAAAGCGCGCAAGUCACUCGGGGCGCUGACCGACAAAGCCAAGACAAUGCGGCAGCAGCUGGCGGCCAGCAAGGCGGAGCUUGGGGAGCUCAGGACUGCCAAGGCGGCGCUGGCUCAGCAGCUGGAGGCGCUGGGUGCGGAGAACAAGCGGCUGCUCCAGCGCAGCGCGCUCGCCUACAGCCUAGCAGCCGAGGCAGACGCGCUGCGGCAGCAGGUGGCGGAGGUUACGGAGCUGCGAGGCACGACGACUCGACAGGACGGUGAAGUUCGGCAGCUGCGCGCACAAAACCAGGAACUCGGCCAAAAGGCGGCGCUCGUUGCAGUGCUCACAGCCGAAGCUGCCGCUCUCAAAGCGCAGAUUGAGGCGAAGGAAUCGCUGGUCAAGGAGCAGGCGGGCCGCCUGGCUGAGCUGGAGGGCUUACGGGCCGAGGCAAUGGCGUUACGGAACAGCUUGGCCGCCGCGCGGGCCGAGGCGCUCGGGCAUGAACAGCGCGCGGCUGUUGUGCCAGGGCUGGCUGCAGAGCUUACAGCGCUGAAAACCCAGGUGGCGGACAUGGAUGCUCUGCGCAGCCGGCAGGGAGAGUCAAAUCACCUCAUCACCGUACUGCGGGAGGAGAUCCAGAUGCAUCGCGAGCAGGUGGAUGCGCUGAAGGGGGAGAACCGUGAGAUGGGCGCCAGCUCAGCGAUGGCCUCCAGCAAGGCGGCCGAAGCGGAGGCCAAAUUAGGCGAUGCCGAAACCACCAUUGUCACCCUAAGGGAGGAGAUCAAGUCACAGCGGGAACAGCUGGAUGCACUGAAAAAGGAGAAUCGGGAGCUGCACGCCGGCGCGGCGGCGGCCGCUACGGCUGCGACGGAAGCUGCCGCGAAGGUUGCGGACCUGGGAAGCCGCCUGGAAGCCGCCGAGAAGGGGGCGGCGAAGCUGCAGCAGCAGGUGAAGAAGCUGGAGCGGGAGAAUUCUGCCCUGCCGACGAGCGAAGCCCUGGCUGAGCUCCAAGGCAAGGCCGCUGAGCUGGAGGGCCAGGUCAGAGCGGAGCGCAAAGCGCAGCGUGAUCUAAAACUCGUGCUUGCAGCUGCCGAGCGGCAAUCACAAUCGGACUCCACUGAGAAGACCGACCUUGCUUCCAAGCUGGCGGCGGUGGAGAAGGAGUGCGAGGAGGAGCGGGAGCGUUUCAGGGACUUGGAGGAACGGCUGUUGAGAACGGAGCAGUUCGCGGACCAGACUCUAUCCGCGCAGAACCGGCUCGAGGCAGAGACAACACGGCUGCAGGAGGAUCUGGCGGGGGAGAAAACGGCAAAGGGGGAGAUACAGGAGCAGCUGGCAGCGGCUGUGCAGCGCGAGCGGGCAGCCGCCAAGAAGCUGGAGGAAGCUGCAGCGGAAGCCGAGAGCGCCCGGGGCCGGCUUGUCAAGGCCGACUCGGCGCUACAGGCGGAGCGCGCACACCACGACAAGCUGGCCAUUUCCAAGAAGGGCCUGGAAGACAGGCACGCCUCAAAGACGGAGCUGUGCAGGAAGCUGGAGGAACGCGCCAACGCCAAGGCGGCAGCUGCCAAGCAGCUGACGCAGCAGCUGCAGAUUGCCACCCACGAGCGGACCAGCUUGGCUACCCAACUGGCAGCUCUGCAGGAAUCUCACGCUGAGGAGGCGAAGAACAGCCGCCGCGAAGCCGCCACGCUGGCGGCAGAGGCAGAGAAGCUACGCGGGGAGCUAGAGCGCGCACAGGCGGCUUCUCGGCAGCUGGCGGCGGGCGGCCAGGCGGAAGCCGUGCGGACAAUCGGGAAGCUGGAGCGGCUCGAACGAGAACUGGCGGCUGCGCGAUCCGCGCAUGGCCGCGCCGUCGAGGCCGGCAAUAAGGCUGUCAAGGAGACGAGGCAGGCGCAUGGGGAAGAUGCAGAGAAGCUGCGGGCGGAGGUACGCACAGCCGUGGCAGCCAGGGAGAAGGCGGAAGCUGCGCUGAAGUCGCGGCUGGCCGCCAGCGAAGAGGCUGUGACCGAGCUGAAGGCUGAUCUGGCAAAGGCAGAGGCGGCGCUGAAGAUUGAGAAGCUGGCAAAGGCAGACAUGGAACGCCGCGUGGCCGUGGCAGAGGCGCGCAUCGCGAAAGCUGCCAGGAAGCUGGCGGCGCUCGAGGGGAAGCCGCCCGGAAGCGACCGCGACGCCAAGCCUUGGCCGCCGUCGCCGCCGGCGGUGACUCAGCCGGCGGUGAGUCAGCAAGCGGCGCCGCAGCUGCCCAGAGAGCUGCCCGAGGUGGCCGAGCCGGGCAGCUCGCUGUGGGUGACGCUGCCCAGCCCCAGGACCUUUGGGCAGCCCGAAGAACCCCCGAAGCUGCCCACGCCAGAGAAAGCAGCUGCUCCGCCUCGGAAAGCGUCUCCCAGCAAACCCUCCGGCGUGCUCUUCGUUGACCCCAAAUCCCCCAAAUCCCAGCCCCAGGCAAAGAAGGGUGGAGGGAUCAUCAGUCCGCUGCUGUUCUGGCGGCGCUCCUCGGCAUCGGAGCCAGAAGAGGCGUCGGAUGAGUCAUCCUAUCAAGAGCCAGAUGAGUCAGCAUUACACGAGCCGGUGGGAGGGAACGCGCAUGAAGGCGUCCUUGAUGAUGUGGACGACCUCAUGGCCAAGCUGGCAGAGCAGCAGGUGCACAACGCCUUUGAGCAGCAUGUGGCGACCACUGAUGUGGAGGGAUUCAUGCGUGCUCUCGGCUUUGAACACUGGAAUGAGUCAUCCAAGGACCCCGGGGAUGUAUUUGGGCAGGCCAUCAUUGCCACAUCAGCAUCGGAGCACGCUGGCAAGUCCACAUGGGACCGCGAGCUGGCGGCAGCUGCGCACCAGCUGCUCAUCGAGUGGCAGCAGGAGCUGGACGAGGAUGACUCAUGA